AUGAUGUCGAGAACUGUAUCAUCCUGGAUCUUAAGCUCAGCAAGAAACAGCAUUGUUUUACAAGGAAAAGGACGUUUGUAUUCCAUCUGUACCCCAAAUAGAAACAAGAUAAAAUGGAAGCUCAUUUUCUCCAAAACAUGUCUCUAUCCUGCUGGGAGCUGCAGUUUAGACAAUACUUUCUCCUUAAAAAAAGCAUUCCGACACACUUCCACUGAAGAAGAACAUUUCUCUUUCCAGUUGUCUCCAACACAAAUCAAUGAUAUACUCAGAGCAGGUGAAUUAUGCCACAGAACACUGGAUUUGAAUGGUAAAAAUGCAAGUUCUGUGUUGAGGUUUGAAAGUAAUCAGUUGGCAUCUAAUACCCCUAUUGAAGACCGCAGAAGUGCAGCCACUUGCUUGCAGACCAAAGGGAUGAUGUUUGGAGUCUUUGAUGGUCAUGCAGGUUCUGCAUGUGCUCAGGCAGUAAGUGAGAGACUUCUUCAUUAUAUAGCGGUUUCUCUCAUGUCUCGGCAAACCUUGGAAGAGAUCGAGCUUGCUGUGGAGUGCAUGAAACCAGUUCUGCCUAUUCUGCAGUGGCACAAGCAUCCAAAUGAUGUAGAGUAUCAAGAAAUAACUUCACAAUAUUUUGAAAACCUCCGUGUUUACUGGCAACAUCUACUGGACCUAGACACUGAGCCAGGAUUUAGCUUAGAAGAAGCCAUGAUAUGUGCAUUUAAAAGGUUAGACUCAGACAUAUCAUUGGAAGUUCAGGCUCCCCAGGAAAAUGAAUUGAUGAGAAACAUUGCCCUUCAAGUAGCUUUUUCUGGUGCAACAGCCUGUGUAGCUCACAUUGAUGGUGUUCACUUACAUGUUGCAAAUACUGGUGAUUGCAGAGCAAUUUUAGGGGUUCAUGAAGAAGAUGGAACAUGGUCUACUCUCCCUCUAACUCGAGACCACAAUGCCUUCGAUGAAUUUGAAAUUCGAAGACUGAAGAAAGAACAUCCUAGAUCUGAGGAGAAAACCCUAUUUGUGAAUGACAGGUUACUGGGGAUUCUUAUGCCCUCGAGAGCUUUUGGAGAUGUGCAAUUAAAAUGGAGUAAAGAAUUGCAACACAGCAUUCUCGAUAAUAGCUGUGAUGUUGAGGCUUUAAAUAUUUACCAGUACGUUCCUCCAAACUACCAUACACCCCCUUAUUUAACUGCAGAGCCUGAAGUCACAUACCACAAAUUAAGAAGCAAGGAUAAGUUUCUAGUUAUUGCUUCAGAUGGACUAUGGGAGAUGCUAAGUAAUGAGAAGGUAGUAAAACUUGUUGCUAGACACCUUACAGAGCUUAAUGUGCAGAAACCACAAGUGGCUUUUGAGAAACCAGUUAAUUUGGGUUAUAUGCACAGCUUGUUACUUCAGAGGAAAAACAGAGGCAUUGCCUCACUUGACCAGAACAUAGCUACUCACUUAAUAAGGCAUGCAAUUGGAAGUAAUGAGUAUGGGGAGGUGGACCAAGAGAAACUUGCUGCAAUGCUGACGCUGCCUGAAGACCUUGCAAGAAUGUACAGAGAUGAUAUCACAGUUACUGUGGUGUAUUUUAAUUCAGAAACAAUUGAAAAUUACUACAGAAACAAUGAAUAGAGACUUGCGCUGCUGCUAUUCUAUACCACUAGCCAGCUUUGAUGCUGAAGCCGUUACUGCUUUUCUCUGAUAGUCAACUUGAUA
Molecule: messenger RNA, 1689 nt
Organism: Phaethon lepturus (White-tailed tropicbird)
Lineage: Eukaryota; Metazoa; Chordata; Aves; Phaethontiformes; Phaethontidae
Gene: PDP2
Product: pyruvate dehyrogenase phosphatase catalytic subunit 2
Exons: 1
Coding region: 1-1605 (534 amino acids)
Biological process (GO): protein dephosphorylation
Molecular function (GO): protein serine/threonine phosphatase activity; cation binding
Source: RefSeq, a predicted model, not a curated record